UCCAGGGUCUUCUCUCAUUGCUUGGAGAUGUUCCUGGUCUGUUUGUCUGACUUUGAAGCUUAUGCAAAGAAACAUCUUCCCAAGGUUACUUGGGAUUACUUUGCAGCUGGGGCGGAUGAAUCUUGCACUCGGGACGACAACCUCAUGGCAUAUAAAAGGAUCCGAUUGCGGCCCCGUGUGCUACGCGACGUGUCUGUGGUAGACACCAAGACCAUGAUCCUUGGCACGGAAAUCAGCUUCCCCGUAGGGAUUGCGCCCACAGGUUUUCACAAGCUGGCUUGGCCUGAUGGGGAGGAGAGCACCGCCAAAGCUGCCGAUGCCAUGAACACCUGCUACAUUGCCAGCACGUACGCCACUUGCUCAAUGGAAGAGAUAGUUGCUGCGGCACCCACGGGCUUCCGGUGGUUCCAGCUUUACAUUCAUCAGAAGAGGUCGGCCUCGGAGUGGCUGGUGAGGCGGGCCGAAGCCUUGGGUUUCCAGGCCGUGGUGCUGACGGUGGACGUCCCCUACAGCGGGAAGAGGCGUGAAGACCUCCGCAACGACUUCCAACUCCCGCCGCACCUGUCUGUCAAGAACUUGGAAGGCAGCUUUGAGGACCACGAUCGUUCAGAGUAUGGCCUGCCUGCCAAUUCCAUGGAGCCCCGCCUUAGCUGGGAAGACAUCCGCUGGCUCCAGAGCUUGACCCACCUGCCCAUCGUCCUCAAGGGAAUCCUGACAAAGGAAGAUGCGGAUCUGGCCGUGAGACACGGAGUCCAAGGGAUCAUUGUCUCCAACCACGGUGGGAGACAGCUGGACGGGGUCCCGGCAACCAUUGAUGCUUUGGUGGAAAUUAAGGAGAUUGUGCAAGACAAGGUUGAAGUUUAUUUGGACGGUGGGAUACGGACCGGAAGCGAUGUGUUGAAAGCUCUGGCCCUGGGGGCCAAGUGUGUCUUCAUUGGAAGGCCGGCCUUAUGGGGUCUCGCCUAUAAGGGCGAAGAGGGACUUCGAGAAGUGCUGCAGGUAUUAAAAGAUGAAUUUCGUUUGUCCAUGGCUCUAACAGGUUGUCGCAACGUCUCCGAAAUUGGCCGGCACUUGGUUCAGUCCUCCAGACUGUAG
This is a messenger RNA of Euleptes europaea (tarantolino), 1095 nucleotides long. It is a transcript of the gene HAO2, whose product is annotated as hydroxyacid oxidase 2. Lineage: Eukaryota; Metazoa; Chordata; Lepidosauria; Squamata; Sphaerodactylidae. Bases 28 to 1095 code for a protein of 355 amino acids. The transcript has 7 exons. Gene Ontology annotation, molecular function: FMN binding; oxidoreductase activity. The record is from RefSeq and is a predicted model, not a curated record.